This is a messenger RNA of Aphanomyces astaci, 1131 nucleotides long. RefSeq lists its product as hypothetical. Bases 13 to 1002 code for a protein of 329 amino acids. The record is from RefSeq and is a predicted model, not a curated record. Lineage: Eukaryota; Oomycota; Saprolegniomycetes; Saprolegniales; Verrucalvaceae. The transcript has a single exon.
CUGGUCGAGCACAUGAACCUCAUGUUUAACAACAAGAAGAUCGACACGCCAUCGAUGGCUGCCAAGCUUUCGAACCUGCCGUCAACUCCCCAUCUUCCUGAUGAAGACGACAUGCCCACGCCCUCCUACGAGCAGCCCGACGACGGCUCGUCGCGCAAGGCGAUGUUUCGUAAGAUCGCGCUGGGCGUGUCCGUGCUGGCGGUCGUCGGCACGGUGGCCGCCGUGGCGCUCAACGAAACGCAGGAAGUGGCUCGUGGCACGGCGUCCUUCGGGUCUGCCGUGUCUACCUCUGUAGGUCCCCAGCACAACAACCAGGGAGCUCCUUCCGAUUUUGCUCGAUUCGCCGAGUUGGACAGUUUGGCUGAUAUUUACAAGCUACGCCUGCAAUUGGAUGCGGAGGAAGCCCCCCACCGCGGAAACCAGGCACCGCCCGCAAACGAGGGCCAACUGGCACAUGACAACAGCAUGAACGAUUUUGCCAAUUUGGCCGGUCGUGGGAACCAGCACCCCGAAGAACCCAAGCGCGUUGGGAUUCAUUAUGGACACGUCCGCCGCCACCACGACGCCACCGCCUCUCCACCUGCUGACGGACCCCAACGAGGCAACCAGGCCCCCCCUGCUGACGAACUCAGCGAGGCGCAAGUGGACAGCAUUCGCGACAUUGAAAACUUGCACGCCCAACUGGCUGGCAAGGCUCCUCAGCGUGGCAACCAGGCUCCCCCUGCUGACGAACUCAGCGAGGCGCAAGUGGACAGCAUUCGCGACAUUGAAAACUUGCACGCCCAACUGGCUGGCAAGGCUCCUCAGCGUGGCAACCAGGCUCCCCCUGCUGACGAACUCAGCGAGGCGCAAGUGGAAAGUGUGGUGGGAGUGCAGGAUGAUACCGCCCCCCAAGGCGGCGAUCAGGUGCCUGAAGUGGACUUGGCCGAACUCGACCAGGUUCUCAAAGUGUUAAAUGAGUUGAACCAGCACAACUCUCGCCACCGUCGCACCCCCAACUAAAACGUAAUCGUUUUAUCCGUGUCCUUAACUCUACAAUGUCGAUCCAAUAUAUAUAAUGUCGUGUUUAUCUACUUCGAAGUAUAAUGUUGAGGCGAGAUCUAUUACCACAUAAUGAAUGCUGUCUUAUGC